Messenger RNA from Miscanthus lutarioriparius, 570 nucleotides. Lineage: Eukaryota; Viridiplantae; Streptophyta; Magnoliopsida; Poales; Poaceae. The record is from the annotation of a GenBank genome assembly.
AUGGCUUCAGCUGUUGCUGCUCUGAAAAAAGCCUUGCUCGUCGCCGUGUGCGUCAUGCUGCUGCUCCACUCUUCCAUGGGACAGCAGCCACCGACGACGUCGCCCGCAUCCACUCCCCCUUACACGGGCCAGCAGCCACCGCCGCCCUCGCCACCGCCGGUGGUGCCAGCGCCCACGCCGACGCCGACGCCGACGCCAGUGCCAGCGCCCAUGCCGACCCCGACGCCUGCGUCGCCAGCGCCGUCACCCAUCAGCAAUUGCACCUAUAGUGACUGCGCCUCGCAAUGUACUCCGUCUUGCGAAGCCGGUUACCACCCCAGCAACUGCACGAGCUUGGCCGAAGGCGUCUUCAACGGGUGCUAUGAGAGCUGCACCAACCAUACCUGCCCUGGCAAGUCCUGUGUCCAUAGUGGCUGCGGCGUCGGCACCUGUUCCUGCGACAACCCCCACGCAGUCAGCUGCUGUGAAUCAUGCCGUAACGCUGUUUACCCAGCCGUGGGUAGUGCGGUACAACGAUGCCAGAGUUACAAUGAAAGGUGCUCCAAGAACUGUACCCAGCAGGGCGCGUAA